AUGUCCCAGCAGAAGGAGCAAGUCUCCGUUCCCAUGGUGUCGCUGGCUAUUCCCCAGGAACCUUAUGCUCCGGGAUACUCUGCUUCAUACACCCCGGAGGCCUACAUAUCACAGCCCUACAAUCCAGAAGUGUAUGCCCCCCAAUCCUACGGCUCGGAAUCACAAAGCUAUAAACAAUAUGCAUCAGAUCCGUACGCACCUGACGCUUCGGAGACUUAUCGCGUCUCAGAUGCUUGCUGCUAUGAGAUUCCAACCCCACCUCCGUACAGCUGUGAAGAAGUGCCUUGUGACGCAUUAGGACCAGUCUGCAUGGACUCCUCCCCACCUGUUGUGGUGGCCGGCAUCUUCUCCAGUAAACCUGCAUCCACCAUCUGCCCCUGUUGCCGACAGAUCAUCACCACUGAGGUGGUCUUCCGUGUGGGAUGCCUAACCUAUGCCCUCUCGGCCUGCCUGUGUCUGAUAGGCUGCUGCCUGUGCUGCUGUCUCUUCCCCUUCCUGUCCAAAUGCUGUAAGGACGUCGAUCAUUACUGCCCCUGUUGCCGAUAUCACAUCUACCGGUACAAAAGGAUCUAG
Protobothrops mucrosquamatus (brown spotted pit viper) is the source of this 573-nucleotide messenger RNA. RefSeq names its product lipopolysaccharide-induced tumor necrosis factor-alpha factor homolog. NCBI's taxonomy places the organism in Eukaryota, Metazoa, Chordata, Lepidosauria, Squamata, Viperidae. The transcript is spliced from 4 exons. Gene Ontology annotation, molecular function: zinc ion binding. The coding region runs from base 1 to 573 and encodes 190 amino acids. The record is from RefSeq and is a predicted model, not a curated record.